Messenger RNA from Penicillium bovifimosum, 1425 nucleotides. RefSeq names its product MATE family efflux transporter. Bases 1 to 1425 code for a protein of 474 amino acids. Lineage: Eukaryota; Fungi; Ascomycota; Eurotiomycetes; Eurotiales; Aspergillaceae. Gene Ontology annotation, biological process: xenobiotic detoxification by transmembrane export across the plasma membrane. The transcript has 2 exons. Gene Ontology annotation, cellular component: membrane. Gene Ontology annotation, molecular function: xenobiotic transmembrane transporter activity; antiporter activity. The record is from RefSeq and is a predicted model, not a curated record.
AUGAUUUCCGACCAUGAAGCUACAGAAUCCUCGCCUUUGCUACGCAACAUCGACCCAGAAGCCGCAAUUAGUUCCAAAAAGACAGGAUGGCGACAAGAACUGGCGAUAAUUUCACGAUACUCUGCUCCGCUCAUGGUAGCACUCUUGCUUCAACAUGCAUUGACCGGUUCUAGCAUCUUCAUGGUGGGCCAUCUGGGGAAAAAUGAAAUCGGAGCCGUAAGCUUGGCCAACAUGACUGCCCAAAUCACGGGAUAUUUCGUCUUCCAGGGUCUAGCGACAUGUCUAGAUACUUUAUGUCCUCAAGCACAUGGCUCAGGGAAGCUGACUCUGGUCGGGCUUCAUGUUCAGCGCCUGACGCUUUUCAUGCUCAUCCUCACAAUUCCAAUUGGCGUCAUAUGGUAUAACGCAGACCGGACUUUCUUGCUCCUUUUACCGUCUGAAUCACACGAGACUGCCCGGCUCGCAGGCUUGUAUCUGAAAAUUGCCAUUGCAGGAGCUCCCGGCUAUGCUUGCUUCGAGUCUGGAAAGCGGUUCUUCCAGGCGCAGGGAAUGUUCGGUGUUAGUUUGGUGGUUCUGUUGAUCUGCUCUACAUUGAAUAUCUUCAUGGGUUGGUUAUUUGUCUGGAAACUGCAAUGGGGUUUCAUUGGUGCGCCCAUCGCCGUCGCGAUCGCAAAUACUUUGUUACCGGUCUUGCUGGCUCUUCAUGUCAUCUUCAUCAAAGGCUCUGAAUGCUGGCACCCUAUCUCUGCUGAAAUGUGGCGUGGUUGGGGUCCGAUGUUGCGGCUUGCCAUCCCAAGCUGUCUGAUGAUCGAAGCGGAGGUCCUUGCAUGGGAGGCUAUGACGAUCAUCUCCUCGCGUCUGGGUGCAACCGAACUGGCAGCCCAAGCUGCCAUGUCGACACUUGCGGAUUUCGCAUUCCAGAUUUCGUUUUCGAUCGCUGUCGCUGGCGGUACGCACAUCGCCUAUCUGCUGGGUGCGGGCUUCCUCCAGCGUGCGGCGACGGCAACUAGGGUCAUGCUUCUUGGUGCUCUUGGUGUUGGCUUGACAAAUAUGCUUGUGAUCCUUGCUCUUCGUGGAGUGAUUCCUGGUCUAUUCACUGAUAUCGGCGAGGUCUGGCACUUGAUCUUCGUUUUGCUUCCUCUGAAUGCUAUUAUUCAGAUACCGGAUGCUCUGGCUACCUCCCUCAAUAGUCUGCUGCGAGCUGUGGGGCGACCGGAUAUCGGGAGUUAUGUUCAGCUCUCGAUCUACUACCUCGUGGGAUUGCCCUUGGGUAUUGCAUUUGCGUUUGGCUUGGACUGGAGCAUUUUCGGGUUGUGGUGUGGCAUUAUGAUUGGUCAAUCGAUUAUUGUGACCAUCGAGGGCUUUUACUUCUGGAAAAUGGUGGACUGGGCGAAGGCAUCUCGAGAAGCCGUAGAGCGGAUGUGA